AUGUAUCGAUUUGUCAAUAAUCUAGCUUCUAAAGCAAGGGUUGCAAGGAGCAGCCAACUGGCCAGUAGUAGUAGGUUGUCCUGGAGCAGAAAUUAUGGGGCGAAGGACAUUAAAUUUGGGGUGGAAGCUCGGGGCGCCAUGCUUAGAGGCGUCGAAGAGCUUGCCGACACUGUUAAGGUUACAAUGGGGCCUAAAGGCCGUAAUGUUGUGAUAGAACAAAGUUAUGGGUCUCCAAAAGUGACCAAGGAUGGUGUUACAGUGGCAAAGAGCAUUGAGUUCAAGGAUAAAGUCAUGAAUAUUGGUGCGAACCUCGUAAAGCAGGUCGCUAAUGCCACCAAUGAUGUUGCAGGGGACGGUACCACUUGUGCAACCAUACUUACUCGUGCAAUAUAUGCUGAAGGAUGCAAAUCAGUGGCAGCUGGAAUGAAUGCCAUGGACUUGAGACGUGGGAUCAACUUGGCAGUUGAUACAGUAGUAACAAACUUGAAAAGCAGAGCCCGAAUGAUCAGCACAUCUGAAGAGAUUGCACAGGUUGGUACAAUAUCUGCGAAUGGAGAAAGAGAGAUUGGUGAGCUCAUUGCCAAGGCUAUGGAAAAAGUCGGCAAAGAGGGGGUUAUUACCAUUGCAGAUGGGAAGACACUAUAUAAUGAACUGGAGGUUGUUGAGGGUAUGAAGCUUGACAGGGGCUACAUAUCUCCUCACUUCAUCACCAACCAGAAGAACCAAAAAUGUGAAUUGGAAGACGCUCUAAUUCUAAUCCACGAGAAGAAAAUAGAAAGCUUGACUGCCCUAGUGAAAGCCCUAGAGAUAGCUUUGAAGAAGCAAAAACCUUUGUUGAUUGUUGCUGAAGAUUUAGAGAGUGAAGCAUUGGCAACUCUCAUUCUGAACAAGCUUCGAGUUGGAUUGAAGGUGUGCGCCAUUAAAGCUCCUGGAUAUGGAGAUAACAGGAAGGCAUAUUUACAGGACCUAGCAGUCUUAACAGGAGGGGAGGUCAUCACAAAUGAACUGGGAGGGGAUCUUGAAAACGUGACCAUUGACAUGUUUGGCUCAUGCAAGAAGGUUACCGUAUCAAAGGGUGACACGGUUAUUCUUGAUGGAGAUGGUGACAAAAAAUCGAUUGAAGAAAGAUGUGAACAGUUGAGGUCAGGAAUCGAGUUGAGCACUUCUGAUUAUGACAAAGAGAAGCUCGAAGAGAGACUUGCUAAGCUUUCCGGUGGUGUUGCUGUCUUAAAGAUUGGUGGAGCCAGCGAAGCCGAGGUUGGUGAGAAAAAGGACAGAGUUACUGAUGCUCUGAAUGCAACAAAAGCAGCUGUCGAAGAAGGCAUUGUACCUGGUGGUGGAGUUGCUCUCCUUUAUGCUUCCAAGGAGCUGGACAAGCUGCAAACGGCCAACUUUGACCAGAAAGUUGGUGUUCAGAUUAUCCAGAAUGCACUCAAGGCUCCAGUACACACAAUUGCCUCAAAUGCUGGGGUUGAAGGGGCUGUUGUGGUUGGAAAGCUUUUGGAGCAGGAUAAUCCUGACCUCGGUUAUGAUGCGGCUAAAGGCGAGUACCUCGACAUGGUUAAAGCUGGAAUUAUCGAUCCACUGAAAGUUAUCAGAACUGCCUUAGUGGAUGCUGCCAGUGUGUCUUCAUUGUUGACAACUACAGAGGCUGUUGUAUAUGAGCUCCCGAGGGACGAUAAGCCAUCUCCGGCAGCCGGCCGAGGCGGCGGCAUGGGAGGAAUGGGCGGCGGAAUGGGAGGAAUGGGUGGCAUGGGAGGAAUGGGCUUUUGA
Molecule: messenger RNA, 1773 nt
Organism: Striga hermonthica
Lineage: Eukaryota; Viridiplantae; Streptophyta; Magnoliopsida; Lamiales; Orobanchaceae
Source: the annotation of a GenBank genome assembly